AUGUCUGAAUCGGGGGAGAUAAGUGAGUUUGGCUACAUCAUGGAAUUGCUAGCCAGAGGCAAGGUUACCAUUAAGAAUAUCGAAAGAGAGCUCAUUUGCCCGGCAUGCAAGGAGCUGUUUACCCACCCAUUGAUUCUCCCUUGCCAACACAGUAUUUGUCAUAAAUGUGUAAAAGAACUGUUACUGAUGCUUGAUGAUUCAUUCAAUGACGUGGGAUCAGACAACUCCAAUCAGGGCAGUCCUCGACUUCGGCUUCCCUCCCCUAGCGUGGAUAAAAUUGACAGAAUUAGCAGACCAGGCUGGAAGCGCAAUUCAUUGACUCCCAGGACAACUACUUUUCCUUGCCCUGGCUGUCAACAUGAUGUGGAUCUUGGAGAACGGGGAAUCAAUGGUCUGUUUCGAAAUUUCACUUUGGAAACUAUUGUGGAAAGAUAUCGGCAGGCAGCCAGGGCGGCCACAGCCAUUAUGUGUGACCUUUGUAAACCACCAGCUCAAGAAUCCACAAAAAGUUGCAUGGACUGUAGUGCAAGCUACUGCAACGAGUGCUUCAAAAUUUAUCAUCCUUGGGGUACUGUAAAAGCUCAGCAUGAGUACGUGGGCCCAACUACGAAUUUUAGACCCAAGAUUUUAAUGUGCCCAGAACAUGAAACGGAGAGAAUAAACAUGUACUGUGAAUUGUGUAGGAGGCCAGUUUGUCAUCUCUGCAAGUUGGGUGGUAAUCAUUCCAAUCACCGUGUAACCACUAUGAGCAGUGCCUACAAAACCUUAAAGGAAAAGCUUUCAAAAGAUAUUGAUUACCUUAUUGGCAAGGAGAGCCAGGUGAAGAGUCAAAUUUCUGAACUAAACUUGUUAAUGAAAGAAACUGAGUGUAAUGGAGAGCGGGCUAAAGAAGAAGCAGUUACACAUUUUGAAAAGCUCUUUGAAAUCCUAGAAGAGCGGAAAUCAUCUGUUUUGAAGGCAAUUGAUACAUCUAAGAAACUAAGAUUAGACAAAUUUCAGACUCAAAUGGAAGAGUAUCAGGGGCUGCUAGAGAACAACGGACUCGUGGGAUACGCUCAAGAAGUGCUGAAGGAGACUGAUCAGUCUUGCUUUGUUCAGACUGCGAAACAGCUCCACCUCAGAAUACAGAAAGCUACAGAAUCUUUGAAGAGCUUUAGACCUGCGGCUCAGACUUCUUUUGAAGACUAUGUUGUUAAUACAUCUAAACAAACAGAACUUCUUGGAGAAUUGUCCUUUUUCUCUAGCGGCGUAGAUGUGCCAGAGAUCAAUGAGGAACAGAGCAAAGUUUAUAAUAAUGCUUUGAUAAAUUGGCACCAUCCUGAAAAGGAUAAAGCUGAUAGCUAUGUCCUCGAAUACCGGAAGAUUAAUAAAGAUGAAGAAAUGUUGUCUUGGAAUGAGAUAGAAGUGUGUGGCACAAGUAAAGUUAUUUCUGAUCUUGAGAGUAAUUGUAACUAUGCUUUCCGAGUGAGAGCCUACAAGGGUUCAAUCUGCAGUCCUUGCAGCAGGGAAUUGAUUCUUCAUACUCCUCCAGCUCCAGUUUUCAAUUUCCUUUUUGAUGAAAAAUGUGGCUAUAAUAAUGAACACCUCUUGCUGAACUUGAAGAGAGACCGUGUAGAGAGCAGAGCUGGAUUUAAUCUUCUGCUUGCUGCGGAGCGGAUCCAAGUGGGUUAUUACACAAGCUUAGACUACAUCAUUGGAGAUGUUGGAAUUACAAAAGGGAAACACUUUUGGGCCUUCCGUGUGGAACCAUAUUCAUACCUGGUAAAAGCGGGGGUUGCUUCCAGUGAUAAACUACAAGAAUGGCUCCGGUCUCCCCGGGAUGCAGUUAGUCCAAGAUACGAGCAAGACAGUGGGCAUGACAGCGGAAGUGAGGAUACCUGUUAUGAUUCUUCACAACCCUUUACCUUAGUUACUAUAGGCAUGAAGAAAUUUUUUAUUCCCAAGUCACCUACUUCUAACGAACCUGAAAAUAGAGUUCUCCCCAUGCCAACAAGUAUAGGGAUUUUCCUCGACUAUGAUAAAGGCAAAGUGAGUUUCUAUGAUACGGAUCACAUGAAAUGCCUUUAUGAGCGCCAAGUGGACUGUUCGCAUACCAUGUAUCCAGCGUUUGCAUUAAUGGGCAGUGGAGGAAUUCAGCUUGAAGAACCCAUCAUGGCAAAAUACCGAGAAUACCAAGAGAACGUGUAGUUGAAGCAUCCGAUGUGACUUAGGAUAAAACAUGUGAGCAAAGUAAUGCCGUGGUGUUAACCUUUGUAACUAAUUACAUAUCAUCUAAGUAUUCUACCACCACACUUGUUUUUUGUGUAUGUUUCUUCUCAAAACACAGAAAACCUAAACAGCCUUUCUGCCUUUCGCAAAUGCCGGGAAGAAGAUACUCUUUCCUAGAUAACACUGAAGUGGUUAACUGGGUUAUCUUUCUAUGCACGGGAAAUCUAAUUUAUUUAUGUCAGCUUGUGUUGCUGAGUCUUACAUUCCUUGUUUUGGGGUGGGGGGAAGGGCUGCAAAAGUAUUUAUUAAGCUUCUUUGUGUUUGGUGUUUUCAUUUUUACAUCAUGUUUAUGUCCUAAGAGAAGAUAUUUUUUCAAUGCCUUAUGGAUAGAAAUUAGUACUAAGCAUUGUGUCGUGCAUUUGUUUUUAGUAGGAAAACAAAGGUAUAGAUAAGUAGAAAGAAGAAGGCCAUAGAAAUGGUAGCAUAUUUAAAUGGAAAAUUAUGUAUUUAAUAUUAAGAAUAUAUUGCCUGGAAAGUGAAUACUACUGGGUUUUUUUAAAGACAACAAACUGUAUUCUUAAGGACACUUUUAAGAGUUCUCUUAGCUGUAAUGCCUAUACCUGCAUGUUUAGGAAACAUGAUUUCUUGCAGGAAACACAAAAUUCUUGGCUACCACCUGAAGCUUUUCACUUCAUAUAAUUUUUUGGGAAAAUUUUUUUCUUCAAAUUUUGUUUUAGUUACUUUAUGAAAAUAUUUGAUCUUACAGCAAAUAAUUAUUUUUCACAAAUAUUAGUGAAGGUACACUGAUAAUUGUCAUAUUCUUUUGCUUUCUUUUUGUGUUUUGUAAUUGUCAUUUUGGGGCGCAAAUGUUAUAUAUCAGAUUGUCCUGGUUUAUGUUUACAUGUUUGAAAAGUUCAUGAUAUAUUUUUAGUGUUAUUAAACAUAUUAUAAGAUGUGAAGUAACUAUCUGGUCACUUUGUAAGGCAUUUUCUAUGGCUCAUUGGUAAUAAGCAUUUAUAAUAGAAGCAAGUAAAAAGUACAAAUUUAAUUGUUUGGGAAUAAUAAUUAAAAUCAUAGCGACUGUGUGUACCCUUUUUAAAAGUUAAAAGUUCUUUGAAUUUGAAGAAUUACAGUUUAUCUAAAUUUUAUCUUCAUUUUUGAAAGAUAUUUUUUCUUGGAUGAUUUUAUUUAAACUGGUUAGUUUUUUUAGAGUAGUCAGAAACUAGACUGUUAGGCAUUUAGCAUUAAUUAUUUUGGAAUUCUUUGACCAUGUUUUAACUGAUUAACCAAAACUCUUAGCUUUUUUUUUUUUUUCUUUUCUUUUUGGUUAUAUAUAUAUAAAUGGAAAUCUGUUAUUCAGGUUGGUAGCACUAAAUUAGCUUCCUUUCCCCCUGACCCAGGUAGGAAAUAUCAUGGAGAAUUUUAGUGUUUAGUAAGCUUUGUUCCUUUCGCACCUAUGAAUAGCACUUUAUGACACAGGCUGAACUAAACAAAUAUGCAGUGUUACGUGGAUCAUUGUGCAAUAAAGCUGCUUAAGUCACAUGUGUGGUAAAGUUUGAUAGUCUCAAGCCUGUGAAGCACAUAUCAUGUAGACAUUUUAAAUAUAAAGCUUUAAUAGGAACAGGAAAGCUGCUUAAAAUGUUGUAUAGUUGCAUAUAAAUUGUUCUCUUGGACUUCUUUCAUUUUUAAUAAAAAUUAAAAGUAAGUCAAGUGU
This is a messenger RNA of Hippopotamus amphibius kiboko, 3922 nucleotides long. RefSeq names its product tripartite motif containing 36 (gene TRIM36). Gene Ontology annotation, molecular function: protein binding; zinc ion binding. Lineage: Eukaryota; Metazoa; Chordata; Mammalia; Artiodactyla; Hippopotamidae. The record is from RefSeq and is a predicted model, not a curated record. Bases 1 to 2187 code for a protein of 728 amino acids. The transcript is spliced from 10 exons.